GUAGCCCCGCCCACCUUCAAUCGCUCUCUCUCCGUACGGGACCGCAAUGAUUUAAAAGUUCAGGAAUCCCACGUGACGUCACCGCGGGGGUGAUGUAAUGCUUCUGUAAAUAGAACGUAUUGUAAUCUCGCUCCAGUCCAACGUGGUUCCUCCGCGGAGCGCCGCUCGUCCCGCACUGCUUGUAGGCUUGUGUGUGACAUGAAUGACAAACAGGACAGGCCAUAUGUGUGCGGCGCCCCGGGCUGCUCUCAGAGCUUCCACCUGGAGGAGCAUCUGAUCGUCCACAGCCACAAGCAUGAGAUGACGCUCAAGUUCCCCUCCAUCAAGAUGGACACGGCUUUUACAGACCAGACUCCAACACCAACAAGAUUUUUGCAGAACUGUGAAGAGGUCGGUCUGUUUAAGGAGAUAGAGGAAGAGUUUCUUCAAGAGCAAGAGGAAGAAGAAAAAAGCAAACAGACGCUUUCCCAUAACGGGCCUGGGUCCUGUAUGAACCAUCACCAGCUCAAACCCCAGCUUCCGCUCCAACACCCACCCCAGCCCCAGCACCCGCUGCACCUCCCCCAGACCCAGCCCCUGCAGCAUCCCCAGUCCCAGGGCCCGAUUAUGGGGCCAAGCUGCAGUCUGGCCGCCCAGCACUCUCUGUCCUCCUCCCAGGCUGGAUCAGUCAUCACGCAGGCUUCCUCAGGGCCAGUACCCGGGCCGCCGUCCUCCCUCCUCCACAUGCGGAACAGACACAGACAACCGCUGCCAGCCUCCUUACCUGGCACCCUGCCAGACCCCGCCAUGCAAGGGGCAUCUGCGCAGCACAUGCCUAUAGAAAAGCAGAUGCCGUGUGUGAUGGGUAUACCAGGUCCUGUACACAGCCCCUCCUGCUCCACAGCUCAGAGAUCCAAACAGACACUGGGCCAUCAUUUCCAACAGCACCAUCCAGGGAUGGUCGCCAUCAACAACCCUGUUACAUCCAUGGGUCAUGUGAUGGACAUGAUGUCACAACGUCAUCAGGCGCCUCCGCUCCAACAUCCCCACCAUCCUCACCAUCAUCAUCCUCAUCAUCCACAGCUUGCAGCUCCACCCCUCACUUACCACCAACGAUGCCAUGCCCCUCCCCCACAGCUCCUGGGAAGCUCCCACGGCCGCCAGCUUCGCCAGCCAGUGAACGCGCCGCACGCUCAGGCUCACCAGUCGCCACCGUCCCACCUGCACCGGGCCUCCCCUCCUGCACCCCCUCUACCUGUGCCCGCACAGUUGUCACCUGUUGCGCAGCAGAUGCAGCCCUCCCAGUCGCCACAUUCCCAGCAUGCAAUGCAGGCGAGCAGCGGCUGCGGCGGCGGGGGGGGCGGAGGCCGCCGCAGGAGGACGUCCGAGCAGGACCCCGACGAGCGCAGGCAGAAGUUCCUGGAGCGCAACCGGGCCGCCGCCACCCGGUGCCGCCAGAAGCGGAAGCUGUGGGUGUCGUCGCUGGAGAAGAAGGCGGAGGAGCUGACGCACACGAACCUGCAGCUACAGAACGAGGUGACGUCGUUGAGGUCAGAGGUGGGUCAGCUGAAGCAGAUUCUGCUCACACACAAGGACUGUCCGGUCACCGCCCGGCAGAGAAAGGCGGAGGGGUACCCCACUGCAGGGGUGAGUCCGGGAGGAAGUCCCACCCCUGCAUGUCCAGGGUCUCAUCUGCAGGCCAUCCAACACAACAGCAUCUCCACCUCGACAGCUGGAGGUGACACAGGGCACGACCCCCAGUCCGGACAAUAGCCCUCAUCAUAAAGACCAUGAGCUGGGACUGAAUAAUAUUUCUGUUAUAAUUACACUCAGAUCCAUGCCUUUGUACAUAGAAAGGUACUGAAUUUGACAUGUGAAAUGAUGAAUUCAUCAUCAUUGUUAAUUUCUCAAGAGGGAGACCAAAACCACAUGCUGAGAGACACUCAGUUUUAUUUCUGUGGCAGGUGCAAGAGUGAAAGCCUUAAGAACUGAGAUGGUUACAUGGCAACGGAUCAUCUGUUUAGCCAGAAAAAUAUUUGAUUCUUUUUACAGCAAUUAGGUUGUUGGCUGCUACCCACUGACUGCGCACACAAGAUCAUAACGCAUUUCAAGCUCUCUUGCUCUUACAUUGUGCACUAAUUACAAAAUAUACAUAACAGUAUAGAAUUUUAACAGGUUUUAUUUGAUGUAAAGGCAAAUGUGUGUAUUUUUAUAAUAAAAAUAAUAUUGAUAAUAAAAUGUCAAA
Messenger RNA from Betta splendens (Siamese fighting fish), 2224 nucleotides. RefSeq names its product cAMP responsive element binding protein 5a (gene creb5a). Gene Ontology annotation, molecular function: cAMP response element binding; DNA-binding transcription factor activity, RNA polymerase II-specific. Gene Ontology annotation, biological process: regulation of transcription by RNA polymerase II. The coding region runs from base 199 to 1752 and encodes 517 amino acids. The record is from RefSeq and is a predicted model, not a curated record. NCBI's taxonomy places the organism in Eukaryota, Metazoa, Chordata, Actinopteri, Anabantiformes, Osphronemidae. The transcript has 11 exons.